AUGGAGCCGUUCACCUGCUUCAUGGAUGUGGAAAAUUCGCGCUCUUAUAUUGACGAACUUUAUUCGGAUGAGAAUUACAAAUGCCAGCAGGCGAUCAUCUGUUUGAAAAAUGCCGUCAUUGGUUCGAACAAGAAAAAAGGCUCCAUCAUAUCGCAGGGCAUUGUGCCGAGACUAAUUGCUUUGCUAUGCAAUGCAACAAAACCGCUGCAACUCCGUAUCGAUGCCGGUAUCGUGCUAGGAUCCCUUGCAAAGGGCACCGAGUCGCAGGUUCAUUCCCUAAUGCGUUUCAAUACUGUUGAAGUUUUGAUUGCAAUAGUUUUCGAUCCCAACACGGACGAACGAUUGAUGGAAACAUGCCUUGGUGCAUUGCAGACGAUUGUACAGUACCCGUUUGCACCAUUGGAUUUAAUCCAUUCGGAUAUUAACAAUAUUAAGCGAUUGAUUAAAAUAGCAUCACCUACCAGUAGUUUUGCGUGCCAGACGUAUGUCGUAAACAUUUUCGUUCCUCUUUGUCACUCCUCGCAUCAACAGAAGAAUCUAUGCCAAGCGGAGGUAAUACCUUUUCUCGCCCGUCUGAUGACCUCCGAAAAUACAUCGCUGCAAGUACCUGCAUUGAAAUGUUUAGCAGCGAUGUGCUUCACUAACAAAUCCGUCUCGAACAUCGUCCAUUCGACCUAUCACGGCGACCGUUCCAUUCUGGAUAUUCUGACGACCUUGUUAUCUCGAACAAGGGACGUACAGGUACAGCUCUCUGCAAGUCGUUGCCUCACAUACCUCCACCGUUCCGGUUCAUUACCGGCAGAGGACUAUCGGAUCGUUUAUAAAACCUUGCCAUGCCUGGCACGUCUUUGUUCGGACGAGUUUGAGGAAGAUACGAGAGCAACAGCCGCGGAAACACUUGCAUACCUAGCGGAAAUUGAUUCGGAGUUACAACGAUUGGCAGCAAUCAGUAAUCAUUUGAUAGCCUCACUUGCAAAUUUAGUAAAAUUUCCUCUAAGCAUGUCUAGACAAGGCGCCUUUCGUUGUUUUGCUUCUCUCGCAGCUAAUGACGAGGAAAUACGAAAGCGCAUCAUUGAAAUGGAUGGUUUAAUGGAGGAGGUACUAAGUGGAUUAAAAGAUUGUUAUCCGGAGGUCCGUCUAUCAGCAGUACGAUGUCUUCAUUCUUUGUCACGCUCUGUACAACUUCUUAGAACAACUUUUCAGGAUCAUUCGGUGUGGCGUCCAUUGAUGGAUUUGCUGUCUGGAGAUCCCUCCCUCGAGUUACAAACUGUUGUAACUUCAACCAUUUGUAACCUUCUACUAGAAUUCUCACCUGCCAAGGAACCAAUGCUCGAAUCCGGUGCCGUAGAAAUGCUUUGCGAGCUUACUAAACAUCCCGAUCCAGCGCUAAGGCUAAAUGGAAGUUGGGCUCUAAUGAACAUGGCCUUUCAAGCCGAACAGCACGUAAAAACGAAAAUAAUUAACACACUAGGAACGGGUAGAAUAUUCCAAUUGCUUGGCGAUCGGGAUGAACGUGUCAUUAUGAAGACAUUGGGCCUGCUACGGAAUCUUUUGAGCAAUACUCUGCAUAUCGAAACAAUAAUGUCGGAACAUUCGAGCGAAGUUUUAAGAGCGGUAAGUCUUGUGUUAGAUGAUCCACAUCCACCAGAAGUGAAGGAGCAAGCUAUAAUAAUCAUAGGUAACAUAACGGCUGGGGCACGCGAUGAAGAUUACGUGUUGCAGGACGAAAAGAUUGUCAAAAAGAUCAGAGAUUUUUUGAUCGCAAAUGACAAUAAAUUACAGAUGGGUGCUGUGUUUGUUGUUCGAAACCUUCUAGAUAAGAGCGGUCGGCAGCAUAUAUUACGACAGUGGGGGUUUCUUGAAAAUCUAGAACAGUUGCUACACAUGACACCGCAACACUCGCAGUUCUAUGAGGACAUACGAGAUGAAAUUUUAAGGUUUGAUUACUCGGAAGAUCAUUGAAUGUCAAAG
Messenger RNA from Anopheles nili, 1971 nucleotides. Its product is annotated as armadillo repeat-containing protein 8-like. Gene Ontology annotation, biological process: proteasome-mediated ubiquitin-dependent protein catabolic process. Gene Ontology annotation, cellular component: GID complex. The record is from RefSeq and is a predicted model, not a curated record. The transcript is spliced from 9 exons. NCBI's taxonomy places the organism in Eukaryota, Metazoa, Arthropoda, Insecta, Diptera, Culicidae. The coding region runs from base 1 to 1962 and encodes 653 amino acids. Gene Ontology annotation, molecular function: protein binding.